This is a messenger RNA of Phyllotreta striolata, 4913 nucleotides long. The record is from the annotation of a GenBank genome assembly. Lineage: Eukaryota; Metazoa; Arthropoda; Insecta; Coleoptera; Chrysomelidae.
AGUUGGCAGACGACUACGGUCCGCGGCGCACCUCGUUACGUGCUCCGGAACAUCAAGACACCUCACGAAUUUUGACGAAUGACGAGUCUGUUGGCCAGCGCGCGAAAGAAAAUUCCGACAGUGUGAUACGGUGUUGUUGUGGUAUCGAAAAAAUUAUAUUAUCGAAAAUCGGGAAGUGCUGGAUGAAGUUGCCGAUGCGGAUGAUUUCAGUGCGAAGUGCGCGGGAAGUGUAGGGAUCGAUCCCCCUGCCAGUAUAUGGCUCAGCCCAGGGUGUAACUUUUAUAAUUAAGGCUGAUUCGUGUUCAAAAUUCCAGUCAUGGAUGUGCUUCAAAAAAAUUACGACGAUGGUAUCCAUCCGGGGUACAUGGACGGCGCGACCGGGGGCAUGUACGAGCCGCACGUGGCCCACCGACCCAGCUUACCAGGCCUCCACCACUCACCUCACUUGAACCACGCCAUGCACCCCUAUCACUCCAACCACGUCAACCCCACGGCCAACCACGUCAUGGGCGGAGCCGUUCCCGACGUCGGCAAGAGAGAUAAGGACGCUAUUUACGGACAUCCCCUAUUUCCUUUAUUGGCUUUAAUUUUCGAAAAAUGCGAAUUAGCGACGUGUACACCCCGAGAGCCCGGAGUGGCGGGCGGAGAUGUCUGUUCCUCGGAGUCCUUUAACGAAGACAUAGCCGUAUUUUCAAAACAGAUACGACAAGAAAAACCUUAUUAUAUAGCAGAUCCAGAAGUAGACUCAUUAGUUCACGAAUUAUGCGACAACUUCUGCCAUAGAUAUAUAAGUUGUUUAAAAGGCAAAAUGCCCAUAGACCUGGUGAUAGACGAAAGGGACUCGGGUAAACCGCCCGAGUUGACCGGCUCGACGAACGGGGACGGCGGCGCCAGAAGUAACGCGGACUCCACAUCGCACACGGACGGCGCUAGCACCCCCGAUGUCAGACCGCCGUCGUCGUCGUUGUCAUACGGAGGUCCUGUCAACGAUGAUGUUAGAUCUCCAGGUACUCCAGGACCUUUAUCGCAGCCGCCUGCGUCGCAGCAAAGCUUGGACGCAUCGGAUCCUGGAAAAUGGUGUCCACGGCGGGAAUGGUCAUCACCUACGGACGCCCGGGCGACGGACGCCGCCCGACGGGGCGUCCUCUAUUCAUCAGUCUUCCUCGGCAGUCCGGGUGAAGCGAGUAACGCAAGUAUCGGAAGCGGGGAAGGGACAGGCGAGGAGGACGACGAUACAAACGGAAAGAAAAAUCAAAAAAAGAGAGGCAUAUUUCCCAAAGUAGCAACAAAUAUACUCAGGGCGUGGUUAUUUCAACAUUUAACGCAUCCUUACCCGUCGGAAGAUCAGAAAAAGCAGCUAGCGCAGGAUACAGGCCUUACGAUACUCCAAGUCAACAACUGGUUCAUCAACGCGCGGCGGAGAAUCGUUCAGCCAAUGAUAGACCAGUCGAAUCGAGCAGUGUUUUCACCUCAUGCUGGACCUAGUGGUUACAGUCCCGAUGGUACGAUGGGUUACAUGAUGGACGGGCAGCAAAUGAUGCACCGACCACCGGGUGAUCCAGCUUUCCACAAUCAAUACGCACAUUAUCCCGAGUACUAUGGACACCAUCUGUGAGGUCCUCCUCUCAUGUCACAACGACAAUGGACAUAGAAAUAUGCAACUCUUAAUUGUGAUUAUUCUUUGUACAAAGUGUAAAUGUAGUGCCCAGUGUUUGUUAAAAAUAAAAAAUAAAAUAAACGGGAGAGAACUUGUACAAAAAAGUAUUAGACAUUUAAAUUCGUGCUGACUGCUGUACAUAGAUCGUGGUGAAAAAAUAAUUGGUGAGCUAUCCCGGAAGCGGUACUCACUUGUAUACAUAUAAAUAUAUACAUAUACUGCACCAACCGUUAUACAAAACUGAAGCUGAAACAAUGGACAACCGCAAAACAAACGUGUAAAGUCAUGUGGUCUCGUAGCUUUUAGGUUCCUCGAUGUGUUACCUAAAAAAUCGCCCCUCGUCCUAACCCCUGCUCCGAUCAGCCAACUUUCCCAACUCCGAGAAUACUAUACUUGUUCCUGCAACCCUCUCUCACCGCUACCUUCUUCAUCCCAAAUUGUACCUCGAAAAAUUGGCCGAGUAUACUAUAAACAAAUAGUCCCGAUUACGAAUAGUUUCCAAACUGAAGUCCUAAAGUGCAGCAUUCUGCUAUCUAAACUCCAUGAUAUAAACCAUUUCAAAAGGUACUCUCGUUUUUCUUUGAUAUAUCGACAAUUAAUAUUGCCUAACUUAUUUUGGAAAGACUAAAUUUUCUUAGCACUUCUUUAGGACUUUGGUUUUAAACUAUUAGGUAAUGGUACUAAUUUUAUCGAAACAAAUCGUAUACAAAAAAAUCAAUAAAGUACGACAUGUACAAAAUAAAAACAAGGUUGUGCUGUUGUAACAUAGUUGUUAUUUCUAUUUGUUGUGAUUUUUUUUGCUAAAAAACCUCAAGACUAUUUUAGUUUUUCGUGAGGUCAAAUUCGGAAAAUUUAAACCGAUUUUCAUUCGGAGUUCAUUCGUCUCGAAUUUUGGAAUGGUUGAAAUUUUUUGAAAUUGACUGCGUACGUAAUAUAAUAUAAUCAAUAUACGUAAAUUUCCCUAGAUGCAAAAUCUUAUCUUAUCUAGGAUUAUAUCAAAUACACAAGUAUACAGAAUGUCGCAAUGUUAACUCAGGUGGUAUUUGGCUGAUAAUAAUGUAUGCGGGAUGUCCCAUGUAAAAAUUUGAACUUCGACUUUAAUGUGAUAAUACGAAAUAAUAAUGAGUAUACUUGAAUGUUUUAUAACAUACGUCAUUUGAUGGGGUUUAAAUUUGAAUUUUAUAUCUACCAGUUGAUGGAUAUAAAUUCAGGGACGUCCUGUAUAUCAGAGACAAUUUAGUACUUAUCCUUAUGAGACGUUCUUGAUUUCGUUUGGGUUUUUAGCGCGAUAUUAGUAGAAAAAUUUUGAAAAUUUAGCGAAGAAGAAACCUUUUAUACAGGGUAUUUUUAUUUCCGAAAUCGACUGAUUAUUCUUGAAUAUUUACUUUUCCGGCACAUUGAAUAUUCAACUAAUAAUAAUUUUGUUGACGACAGAACUGAAACUAAAUCAAGAAGUACCUAUUACCCCACCUGUACCUCUUUCUUUAAUGUUAAAUGAUUUUUUCCUUGUCACAGAUUAUCGAGAAGAUCUCAAUUUAUGCAUUAAACAGAUAGGUAAAUCGAUAAGUUAAAUUUUUUGUUGUUAUUGUUGAAGCGGAGCGUUAUAAAUUGAGAUUUUUGUAAGCAAUUGCUGAGUUUCCAAAUAAAUAUCUCUCAUUUUUUAAUUUUGUUAUUUUCAUCAAUCCUUAUAAAUUACAUACAUUAUUGAUAGUGUAAUUAUGUUUUUGAAGAAUUUGGAUACACUUUCAUUCGUAAUCAUUUUUGUAAACUCCAGUCAUAUCUACAGUAUAGAAUAAUUACAUAAUUCAUUUUAAAAUUAAAUCGAAUUUAUAAUUAACUUUUUACUCUAGUCUGUCAUUAAUAUGAGUGAUUUUUUUGGAAAGAGUUCAUUUUUUGGAGGCUCAGCAAUUGCCCUUUUUUAUUAAAUUAUUAGAAAAAUAAACUGCUACGCAUCUUUUCAUUACAUACAAUGUAUACGACUUUAGUGAUGUUAUUGUAGAAUGUUAUUAUUAUAAUUAUAUCGGAUACUAACGGUGAAAAGGUGUGUAGUGAAACUUCGGAAAAAAACGACAGGUUUGUUUCUAAUAUACAGGGUGAUUUGGUGCAAUAGUCCUGUAUAAAAUUUGUUAAAGAACGUUUUAUUUCUACUUAAAUUUAGGUUAGAUUACACCCUGCUAUUGUGGACGAAUAUUAAUUCGUUUCAAUAGUAUCUACAUUACGAAACAAACUUAGCGUUUUUUUAAACAAAUUAAAAAACUAACCUAAAUGUUCAUAAUUUUGCGUAUUCUCCGUUACCUUUGUUAUUUGGUGCUCGGCCUGAACGGGUCUUACAAUCUUUGUAUACCAUUUUAAAGAUUUUUUUAUAUUUUGAAAUGAAGUAUACCGAAAUAUAUAUUGUAUAUAUUGUAUUAAGUAAUUUAAUGCCUAGAACACAUGUAUACUGAAAUGUAACGUACUAACCAACGUUCCCCAUUCUAAUAUUAAACGUGCAUUAUGUAAUACCUUUAUCAAAUACUUUAAAUUGUUAUUACCUUACUAUUACGUGCCUUGGAUGUGAUAGAAACCCUCCUCUUUUACGACAGUAGUUUGUAUUUUAUAAAUUAGUUUCAAUCAAAUCGAUUUCAGCAAACUGCUUUUAACGCGAAUAAAAUUUUGAAAUUAAUUACAAUUUGUAGUGUAACGUGUAAUGUGUAAUGUUGGUUGGUACUAGCCGCCUUUGAGCGAUCCGCCUCUACCCGUUUUGGCCCGCCCGCGAUAUUAUAAAUGUAUAUAACUCCGCAAGAAUGUUGGCUGUUCGAUAUUGAGUGAUUUUCCCAUCAAUAAAAUCAUCGCCUUAUCCAAUGUAUACGAAAAAAACAAAAAGAAAUAAUAAAAAAAGUUGAAAGAGAAAAUCAAUAGAGAUCUGUGAGACGCUUCGAUUAACCGUCGAAGCCUUUUGUACAAACGUAGGAGGAGAAAUUACCGCAAUUAUUUAUUUAAUGAAAGAAACGAGCUUUUAUCGGAUUUUAGUUUGGAUUUGUGUUCGUACGAAAUCAUUUUGACGGUUAGUCGAAGGUUUUUAUGGUAAAAAUAUCGUACCUUUGUGUUAAUUCCUAAGUAAGAGAGAAAAAGAGGAAUCUUUUAAUAAUUGUGUUCUGCUUUUAAUGAAAGUAUAUUAUUAAUAUUAUGGGACGAGAAUACCUCUAAAUUAAUUUGGUAACGCAGUGUCCUCUGUAUAGUGUUUUUUGAAACGUGAGCAUUAAAUGCUACAUCUUGU